AUGGGGGAUGGGGGGACGGAGAGUGUGGGGUCGGGGGCUGUGGGGUGGGGGCUGUGGGGGGAGUCCAUCCUGCUGUCCCCAUCGCGGCGCUGCCCGCAGGCCCGGCGGUUCCGCACGAAUCACAUCGUGAUGACCAUGGGCUCCGACUUCCACUAUGAGAACGCCCUGCUGUGGUUCAAGAACAUGGACAAACUCAUCGACCACGUCAACGCCAGGCAAAGCAAUGGCAGCCGGGUCCACGUUCUGUAUUCCACGCCGUCGUGUUACCUGUGGGAGCUGCACCGUGCAAACCUGAGCUGGCCCGUGAAGACGGACGAUUUCUUCCCCUACUCGGACGGCCCCCACCAGUUCUGGACGGGGUUCUUCAGCAGCCGGCCCAGCCUGAAGCGCUACGAGCGUCUGAGCAGCAGCUUCCUGCAGAUCUGCAGCCAACUGGAGGCUCUGGUGGGGUCGGCUGCACGCAAUGGGCCCUAUGGGACUGGGGGCAGCGCUGCGCUCCGGGCAGCCGUGGCCGUGAUGCAGCACCACGACGCCGUCAGCGGGACGGAGCGGCAGCACGUGGCCAACGACUACGCCAGGCAGCUGGCGGGGGGCUGGGCGGCGUGCCAGGUCCUGGUGGCCAACGCGCUGUCCGUGCUGGGGGGCAGCAAGGAGAGCUUUGUCUUCUGCGAGGCGUUGAACGUCAGCGUCUGCCCCAUAACUGAGGCGGCCGAGAGCUUCUCCGUCAUCCUUUACAACCCUCUCCCACGUCGCAUCCUUUGGCCCAUCCGCCUUCCGGUCAAUGGGACGUCCUACGUCGUGACAGACCCCGAUGGCCGAGCGGUGCCCAGCGUGCUCGUCCCCGUCUCCCCUUCCACCCGCCGGCUCCGGCGGCCCCAAGAUGGCGGCGGGGCUCGGGAGCUCCUCUUCCAGGCGUCGGCGCCCGCUGUGGGGUUCAGCGCCUUUGGGGUGACGCGGCUGAGUGACACCGAGACCCCCCCGAGCCCCCCGAAACCAGAGCGACCCUACGAGAUUGAGAAUGAGUACCUCCGCGUCCUUUUUGACCCCAUUACCGGGCUGAUGAGUGAGAUCCAGAACCUGGAGCAGGGCAUCGUGCUGCCCGUCACGCAGAGCUUCUAUUGGUACAACGCCAGCAUUGGGAACGAGGACAGCUCACAGGCGUCGGGCGCCUACAUCUUCCGUCCCAACAGCUCCCACCCCAUUCCUGUUGUGGGGUCGGGGCGAGUCAGCACCUCUGUGGUGAAGACCCCCCAGCUGCAGGAGCUGCAGCAGCGUUUCUCGCCGUGGUGCUGGCAGGCGGUGCGGCUGCACGCGGGGCGGCGCUUCGUGGAGCUGGAAUGGACGGUGGGCCCCAUCCCUGUGGAGGACGGAUGGGGGAAGGAGGUCAUCAGCCGCUUCGACACCGUGCUGCGCAGCGGCGGCCGCUUCUACACCGACUCCAAUGGGAGGCAGAUCCUGGAGCGACGGCGUAAUUAUCGCCCCACGUGGAACCUGACCCAAACUGAACCCGUUGCUGGCAAUUAUUACCCUGUUAACACCCGGAUCUUCAUUAAGGACGACAAAGUGCAGCUGACGGUGCUGACCGAUCGCUCUCAGGGCGGCUCCAGCAUCACCGACGGCUCGGUGGAGCUGAUGGUUCACCGGCGGCUGCUCUACGACGACAACCGCGGCGUCGGAGAAGCGCUGCUGGAGGGCCGCCAGGGGGCGCUGGUGCGCGGGACGCACCGCGUUCUGUUGGAGCGCCCCCAAGUGGCCGCCGACGGGCAUCGACUGAUGGCGCAGGAAAUGGCGGCGGAGCCCCACGUGAUCCUGUCGGCUUCCGGGACCCCCCACGUGCGGGAGUUCUCGGCGCUGCGCUCAGUGCUGCCCCCCAGCGUCCACCUGCUGACACUGUCAGCGAGCGGCGACGGGGAAACGGAGCUGCUGCUGCGCCUGGAGCAUCAGUUUGAGAGCGGGGAGAGCAGGAACGGAUCCCAGCCCGUCAGCAUCGACCUGCUGGUGAGACCCCUGUGGGGCGGAGACCCCCCCAGCGAGACCCCACUAUGGGGCAGAGACCCCCCCACUACGACCCCACUAUGGGGCAGAGACCCUGCCCACUGUGGGGCAGGGACCCAUCGGUGAGACCCUACUAUGGGG
Molecule: messenger RNA, 2136 nt
Organism: Phasianus colchicus (ring-necked pheasant)
Lineage: Eukaryota; Metazoa; Chordata; Aves; Galliformes; Phasianidae
Source: RefSeq, a predicted model, not a curated record